Branchiostoma belcheri (Belcher's lancelet) is the source of this 1032-nucleotide messenger RNA. RefSeq names its product decorin-like. Lineage: Eukaryota; Metazoa; Chordata; Leptocardii; Amphioxiformes; Branchiostomatidae. The coding region runs from base 1 to 1032 and encodes 343 amino acids. The transcript is spliced from 3 exons. The record is from RefSeq and is a predicted model, not a curated record. Gene Ontology annotation, cellular component: extracellular matrix. Gene Ontology annotation, molecular function: protein binding.
AUGCCAGAAUCCAGCUGCAGCUGUUCAUCGUCCUCGUCCUGCAGAUGCAGCAACCUGGGCCUCUCCAGCAUUCCUCAGAACCUACCACCGUCAAUCACUUCCUUGGAUUUGAGACAUAAUCAGAUUAAAACAUUAAGGCAGUCAGAACUGCUAAGGUACAGGAACUUGGUAGAGUUGGAUUUUGAGAAAAAUAGAAUUGGCAUUGUAAACUGUUUACCAAAUCUACCCCGGCUGGAAACUUUGCACCUGCAGCACAACAUGAUAACUAACAUUCGGUAUGGCGCGUUCGCAAAUCUUCCCCGGCUACGACUAUUGAACCUAUACCACAACCAAAUCACUAACAUUCAGCUUGGCAUAUUUUCAAAUCUGCCUCGACUCAAGGUUUUGAAACUUGAAAGCACCAAGAUAAUUGAUAUUCCUCCUGGUACAAUAUCAGGUGUACCCCAGCUAAAAUAUUUGUACCUCAACAACAACCAGAUCACUAAGAUUCAAUCUGGUACAUAUUUAAAUCUACCCAGGCUUGAAGUGUUGCGCUUGAACUCCAACAAUAUUACAAAAAUUAUGUCAGGUGCAUUCCGAAAUCUACCCAAAUUGAGAUUCUUGCAACUUACAUACAACCAAUUAACUGCAAUUCAGUCCGAUUUAUUCUCAAAUCUACCAUCGCUCAAAGUAUUGUACCUGAGCUCAAACCAGUUGACUGUCCUUCCCCCGUCAUCUUAUUUCACAUUUUCAUCAAUAUCUAGAAUAGGACUUAGCAAUAACCCCUGGAAAUGCGACUGUAGCAUGUUAGAUGCUGAUGGCGUCGGGAGUCUCCAGUUAGAAAAUGAUGGCGUUGGGAAUCUCCAGUUAGAUGCUGAUGGCGUUGGGAAGCUUCAGUUAGAUCCUGAUGGCGUUGGGAAUCUCCAGUUAGAUGCUGAUGGCGUUAGGAAGCUCCAGUUAGAUGCUGAUGGCGUUGGGAGUCUCAUGACUGUCCAGCUAGUCGUACGAAUGAGAACGCUGAGUGGAGUUCUUGUGCACGAUAUCCAGUCUUGA